Messenger RNA from Suillus fuscotomentosus, 4716 nucleotides. RefSeq names its product coiled-coil protein. Gene Ontology annotation, molecular function: tubulin binding; phospholipid binding. Gene Ontology annotation, biological process: dynein-driven meiotic oscillatory nuclear movement; microtubule cytoskeleton organization; establishment of mitochondrion localization. Lineage: Eukaryota; Fungi; Basidiomycota; Agaricomycetes; Boletales; Suillaceae. The transcript is spliced from 7 exons. Bases 1 to 4716 code for a protein of 1571 amino acids. Gene Ontology annotation, cellular component: cell cortex; mitochondrion. The record is from RefSeq and is a predicted model, not a curated record.
AUGCCAGAUUUCUCGGCACCAGCCUUUUCCUCCGCGGGCCAACGCAAGUUUCGGCUCCAACUCCUCCUCGAUAACAAGGAAAAGCAACUACAGCAGGCUGGAACUCUCGGUCAGCGGGUUCUUGCACAGCAGAUAGAGCUCGAAGAGAAGAUAAGACAACUCCAAGAAUUUGAUGCAGAACGUGCAGAAGACGAGGAACUAGAUACUGACGCGCGCGAACGCUAUCGCGAGCUAGCAGAGACUAUUGCUGCUUGGGACGCAGAGAACGCCCAGCUAUCUAGUGCUUUUGGCCAAAAACGUCCUCCUACCCAGCAAUCAUCUCCGACCCUACCGAUCAACGAUCUUCCUCGAGAGGAGCCCGAACGCUCCAAAGCCUCAGCUUCAUCUGCUGCCCAGUCUCGUCGUGCCAAAAAUGCUGCCCAUCGAGCAGACGAUGUCGAAUUUGCGUUCGAGAUCGGAAGCGGACUGCUUACCGAAGUGCGACGGCUCCAGAGUCUUCUCGGCGAGCGUGACAAGGCCAUCCAAGACAUGAAGGAGGAGAAAGAUGACCUUGAAAAGACCGUCGAGUCUCUACGUACCGCGCUUCGAUCGCAAGAACAGAGCUCAGACAAGUUCAAAGAAGAAAAUUGGAACCUCGAAGUCACUCUCCAAGAAGUCCGCACCCAGUAUUCAGACUCGCAGUCAACAAUCGUGCGCAUCGAAGGCGAGCACAAGCGGGUUACGAAACAGCUCAACAACACUCGAGAAGCAGCAGACCAGUACAAAAACGAAUUGCAGCGUGUCCAGACUGCAUACGAUGAUAUGAAAGCUAAGCACGAGACAGACGUGGCACAGGCGCGUAAGCAUGCUGCGGGUCUACAGCGCGACAAGUCAGACUUGCAGUCCUCGCUUGAUGUACUGAGGGCGGAGGUAGAGAAAUCGAGCCGUCGCCUCGGUCCACGAUUCGGGAGUCCACUCACGCCUGGUGCAAGCCAGGGUAAAGAGUACUCGACCCCUGCCGCAGAGGAUGAUGAUGUCUUUACCACAGCCAGUACCAACAACAGGCGGAAAAUGGACACUUCGGCUGUGUUCCAGCCUGACGCAUUUGAAGAUCUUGUAGACAUUUCCCCUGACCCGUCACCAUCACGCCCAUUCCAUGCGAGCAACCACCCUAAUAACGAGAUCGAGGCCCUUCAGCAGCGGCUUGCUCACGCCCAGAGGCAGAUCAGCACCCUCAAGGGCAGUUUGCAUCGCGAGAAGGAGAUGCGAAUGGAAUAUAAGCGCAAACUAGAGUCUUCCUCUGGGUAUGUACAUGCUGAAAACGAGCCUCCAGAAGAUGAGACGAAUGACGAUGACGAGACUGAAACUAAACAUCCUCGCCGGCUGACGCCAUACCGUUCUGGUGGUGGCAGAGCCAGAGGCAGGAGAGGCAGAGGGAGGUCUUCUCUUGUUACCAGGCUCGGUAUGGCAGCGCAAAGCCCCAGCACUACAUCUGAUUACAAUGCCUCUCCUCCACCACCCGUACCGCUUCUCCCCGACUUCGCCGAUGAUAUUCUUUCCGACGAGGGUAACGCAGAGGGCGAGCCGGAAGAGCACUACCUUGACCCCUUACCUUCUCCUUCCUCGAAGCGAACAAGCGUUGACGGUAUGGACCCCGUGUUUGCAAAUGUCCUCCGCAAGUCUGCGUCCUACAGCGCGUUCCCAAGCCAAUCUAGCCCCCUUCGCCAUUCCCUGCUGGCUCGCUCCUCCCCUCGCGGUGUUGGGCGUGGUGGAGCUCCAUCAAGACGUGCUCGUGGCGGUGCUGCUUUCCAGGAGGCCAGACCGGCGUCCCUUGUUGGGGAACCUGAGGCUUUAUCUGCAGAGCUCGGCAUUACGUCUGUUACUGAAGAUGUUGAAGUCAAGGUCACCGCUGAAAUGGCGUGUCAGACCGACUUCGAGGACGUGACGGUGCUCGUACCCUCGCCCUCUUCCUCAGCGAAUGACACGGGUGUGCAAGUCGAGCAAGCCCUUGAACCUGUGCCAGCAUCUCCCACCACUUCUGAAAUGUCGUGCCAGACUGACGAGUUCUUUGUGAUGCAUAUGGAAACAGCUGUGCAGCACGAGCCUACUUCUCCUGUUGCAGCCCGCGCAAGCUUCUACCAAAUGCAGCCCCCCGAUCGCGUUUUCGUCGCACGGAGCUCGAUGAGGCGUACGACGCUUACGCAGUCUGAUUUCUCUCGUUCGUCAGAGGGCGACAACACCCUACGCGGCGGCCUCCCCGGUGAAACUAACGGCCGGCGGCCCAUUCCGGGUGGAUUCUCCUCUGAGGAGGAGAGUGACAUCGAUGUUGACUUGGACGACGGAGCGACGGAGACCGGUGUUGAAACAGAUACAGAUGUGGACGAUUACCACGACGCGCGGGGGAGUGUUGCUACAGAGUCACGGGAGGACUUCCACUCUGUGUUGACGAUGACGGACAACGACUUUUCGGAGAGUGAUGAUGAGAGUGUCAGGGCGCUUGGAAACUCAAGGCGGUCGUCACUAUCGUCUACGACACAACAUCGGGAGUUACUCCAUCGUGACACAGCUACCUACGAGGAGAAGGGUGUUGGUAUGGAUGACAUCGAAGAGCCGAAGAUCAUCGAGGUUAUCAAGGAAGUGGAGGUCAUUAGGGAGGUGGAAGUCAUUAAAGAGGUAGAAGUCAUCAAAGAGGUAGAAGUCAUCAAAGAGGUGGAAGUCAUCAAGGAAGUCGAGGUGCCUGUUGAAGUCAUCAGGGAGCCCUCUAAGCCAGAGCUGAAGGAAAUGUCUGUUCAAACGGAUACAUUCACUGCUUCGCCCGUUAUUGCAAGUUGGCAAGACACCUCUGCGUCAUCUGUGACCCCGACUCCCACCCCCGCACCUUCUGUCCCUGCGUCCCCCGCUCUUUUCCGAGUGGGCGCGGCAGUACAACAGUUCCAGUUUGUUCCUGCACCUGCCAUCGCAACGCCCGCUCCUCCUUCCCCCUCUCCUAUCCGUGACUCUAGUCUCAGUACCACAAGCUUCGGCAUCAUUCGCUCUGUUACCUCUAAUACAGAUCAUCGGCAGUCAGUUGAGUCUACAGUCUCUUCUGGUGCCGAUGAUGGAACUCGUCGUUCAAGGACCGCCUCUGUUGUGCCCUCUAUUGUAGACAAGACUCGUCCCCCUAUGAUGGCCUUGCCGCCUCCGCCUCGCCAACCGCCUCCAUCGGGCACUAUGCCACCACCCCCUUUUAUCCCGGAACGGAGAAUAGCUACUACGUCAUCGACAUCGGACGCGCCGCCACCUCGUCCAUCCUCCCCCCCACCUCCAGAACUCGUACAGCGCGCCACUACACCGACCUUUGGCACAAUGCUCUCUGUGCAUGGCAGGGGGAGUGCUUACGGUCCAAGGCAGCAUGGCUCGAGCAUGCCCCCGCCCCAAUCAAAUUUACGGCAGCCGCCAUCCACAAGCAGCUUUCGGUCUGCUGCCAAUGCUGCGGCGUAUGCACAAAACUCAGUUCCACCGUCCGGCUUACCAUCAUGGGGUGUGCGCGAGCAACAGAGGAGUCAGAUGUCGAGCACAUCCCUGGCAUCGGAUAGAAGCGCGCUUUCACCACGGUCGUCCAUGUCUUCCGACCACAAUGUCUUCUUAAACCGCGCACCCGGUGUCAGCGUGCCCAUCAACCCUGGCAAGAAUGUCGAACAGCACAACGAUAACAGACAGAGUAUGUCGACAGACCCUGCUGUCAUCCAUGCGAUUACCCAGACCAUGAUCGGCGAGUUCUUGUACAAAUAUACCCGGCGCACCAUUGGCAAAGGCUAUGGAGAGAAGAGACACAAGCGGUUCUUCUGGGUGCAUCCGUAUACCAAGACUUUGUACUGGAGCUCUGCUGACCCUGGAUCAUCAAAUGUUUCAGAAUCGAGUGCUAAGAGCGCUUAUAUCGAAGGUGUUCGCUCUGUUUUAGAUCCCAAUCCCAUGCCUCCUGGUUUAUACCAGUACAGCGUCGUGAUAUCCACAGCUCAGAGAGAAAUGAAGAUCACUGCUCCUACCAAGGAACGCCAUGACAUUUGGCUCAAUGCUUUGAAAUACCUGCUUGCUCGUCCCAGCCCUCCGAUAACACCCUCAGUCAGUCAGAAUGAAAAUGCGGCUGCCAUGAGUCCCAUGUCUCAAAGCGCAGAGCUCACAGAUGAUGAUCACCGUCAUUUGAUUGAUACGAGUCCCAAAAGUCAACGAAGUGGCCACAGCAGCCAGAACGGUGGCACUUUCAACACCACGCCGCGGGGCAGCCGGAGUAGAUCACAAAUCUCUGUUCGAGGGUCUGUAGGUAAAAGGUCUGGAACGCCAGCCGCGGAAUACCUCCGAUGGGCAGCGCCCGAGAGCCCUUACAGCCCUGCGAAGUCCUUCGAACGAGUAAUGGGUCAUGGCCAUGACGAAGACGACCUUGAGUUUGAACUCCAUGGCCAAUCUCAGUCGGACGACGGGUUCGAAGGCUUGGAAAAUGUGCGCGCCUGUUGCGAUGGACGUCAUACUGUCGGUCACUCUGGUCAUCACCACCACACCCACAAUGGUGACCACCUCCUUGAAGUGGGUGCUCCCGCACGGCCUGUGUCUCCUGCGUGGUCGCUUCGAUCACGAACGGGGAGCACACACUCCCAUGAUGCGGGCGGCUUGUUUUCAUGGGGCCGAGGGGACGAUGGGAAGCUUCGCUUUGGCUCUCGUCGAUCUACAAAGACUGUACCUAACGCUGUUGGUGAUCGGUAG